Molecule: messenger RNA, 807 nt
Organism: Cuscuta campestris
Lineage: Eukaryota; Viridiplantae; Streptophyta; Magnoliopsida; Solanales; Convolvulaceae
Source: the annotation of a GenBank genome assembly
CCACAUCAGUAGGUCCAGUCAUCGUGUGGGUCUCGCUGGUGACUUUCGGAGAGAAGUUGGUUCUGACUAAAAGUUUGAAGUUCCGUUAUUUGAUGGAAGAACGGACUUCAUGUUGUGGCAAUGCACGAUUCAAGACUAUUUGGUCCAGCAAGGUCUUGAUUUAGUAUUGCAAGAUGAGAAGCCAAGUGAUAUGAAAGAAUCAGAGUGGAGUACAAUCCAGAAGAAGGCUGUCAGCACAAUUCGGUUGGCACUGUCCCCACAGAUUAAAGUGACAGUGCUGAAAGAGACAUCACCAAAGAAGUUGUGGGAAACGUUGGAGAGCAAGUUUGCGUCGAAGACACUUACUAACUGGUUGAUGAUGAGGAUGGACUUGUACUCACUGAAGAUGGAAGAGGGAGGUAGCAUAAUUGAUCACAUCAACAAGUUUAAUGAGCAAGUAUCAAGGCUGUUAAAUGCAGGGGAGACUAUCAAGGAUGAAGAGCAAGGGCUGCUUCUACUGGCUUCUCUACCAAAAUUCUUUAAGCCGUUUGUGCAGUCAAUGAUAGCAGGAAGGACUACACUGCGACUAGAUGAGGUGACGACAGAGUCAAAGGAUGAUGGGAGUUGUCCAGAACUCAAGGAAGACUCGCAGAUCCUAAAGGAGAAGAAGGGCAAAUCGAAGGAAGCUUCUUUCGCAAAUGUGAUCACUUAUGAAGAUGAUCUCCUCUGAAGAUAAGAGUACUGCUGGACAGAAGAUUCUGCAGGAUGGGAGUAUCGCUGCAGAAAUCGCAAAUGAUGUAGGACUUUGAAUUAAGGGGAGAUUUGUUG